Molecule: messenger RNA, 1593 nt
Organism: Penicillium chermesinum
Lineage: Eukaryota; Fungi; Ascomycota; Eurotiomycetes; Eurotiales; Aspergillaceae
Exons: 1
Coding region: 1-1593 (530 amino acids)
Source: RefSeq, a predicted model, not a curated record
AUGCCUGGGAAUGAUCGACGGUCCCUCACGAGCGCUGGGAGUGAAUCAGGCGGCGGCAUCCGACCGCGGCCAUCGGACGCGCGGGCUGAACAAGCGACGAAUGCUAUCACCCAAAAUGAUGCGAGUCAAUUCGAUACUGCACUGCCGCCGAUAAUAUUCCAAACGCCAAUCGCGCACCGCCGUACUGGAAGUACCUUGAAGACCGUCAUGCGCAAGAUAUUCAACAGAAAACGUGAAAGUCAAACGCAAGGGGUGGAAGAGAGCCCGGGUGAGCAGUCGUACACGACACUGCAGGUCAGACGAACGGGGCCGAACGUGGAGGGGAAGUCAUUUCUAGCGAUUCCAACACCUACGGGCUCGAAGCAAAGCAGCCCCUUAUCCGAGGAGAAUCUGCAAAUGGCGGAGGCUCAUUUAUCCCCCACCUCGCUAGGCGCUGGUUUGCCAUCCCCACGGCGGCGCGCCACUCUUCCCAGUGUAAUCUUCUCCGACGAGGAAUCACAUUACGGAGUCGCACCCAGUGCAGUCUCCGAUCCCCAAGAAGAUAGAUCCGAGCCACACUGGGCCCACACCACACUCCGAGAACGACGAAGAUCGAGGAGUACAGACGCCCUGCGGCAGCUUGCGCAUGAGCAAAAGUUCCAGCAGCCCUCUCCGUGGCCGCUUCGCAAAUCAUCGAUUCCCUCGCCCUCCGAAACUCAAUCUCCUCCAAGGGCUUCUCCUCCCGGGGGCGGAAGUUCCGCUAGUGGACACUCAGUGAGGCCAUCGACAGGGACCACAGUCACCAGUGUGACUCGCGCUUCUGAAUCGCAUUUUUCCCAUGCAUCACAAGUUAGCCUGCCACCCAAUGUGGGAACACUAGUGCACACCAUGCAGCAUCACGACGGGCUGACCGUGGAACAACGCUUGAACACCAUUGAGGUGAAAAUGAUCGACUUGGAAUUUGCGAUCGCUCGAAUGCAAUCAAACACCAUGGACGCUUCCCCAACAGAGCGGUCCUCACGAACUCGACAGGCGCCAGCCCACGAGACUCCGUCUCAUAAGCGGAAUAAGCCGUCAAAUGGAUACGUAGACUCUUCUGAACGAGAUGAGUCUCCUAGUCCUUUGGCCAAUCUUCCCACGGCUCGACCAACAAGCACGAGUACUAUUCGGCCCGAGAACACAAACUCUGGCCUCCGCCCCACGGCAUCAGCAUCAUCAUUAAAUGACUUCAACGCCGUUUCGAUUGAGCAGUAUAGCGCAUUGAUUACGCUUCUUCGUCGUGAGCAGACCGCUCGCAGGAAUCUGGAGUCACAGGUUUCUGGCCUACGAGACGAUAUCCGUCACAUCCAGCGAGCUGCAUUGCAGAGCAUGGAGAUGGGGACUACCAUGUAUCCCAUCCACAGCGACGAUUCACAGGAAUUUUUGCGUUUCCGCCGUGCCCUCGACGACUCAAAUUCCUCUUCUUCGCCUAUCCGGUCGGACGAAGAUAGAGGGCAUUCUGCCUACGAAGCGGAUCGUGAUUGGGAUCGCGACGAAAUCCCCCGUCGCGAUGAUCCCAUUGGACCGCAUAAGUGGACUCAUGGACAAAUGGUUACGACAACUAAUAUGAUCUAA